Messenger RNA from Hypoxylon trugodes, 1604 nucleotides. RefSeq lists its product as uncharacterized. The transcript is spliced from 5 exons. Lineage: Eukaryota; Fungi; Ascomycota; Sordariomycetes; Xylariales; Hypoxylaceae. The record is from RefSeq and is a predicted model, not a curated record. The coding region runs from base 512 to 1366 and encodes 284 amino acids. Gene Ontology annotation, molecular function: oxidoreductase activity.
UAUGACUCGAUAGCAAGUAUACUUACCAGCGUAGUUUGAUAUUGGGAAUUCUAGCGAUGUAUAUCGGUUACUUCUAAGUUGGAAUGGCUUCCUUUGAUUCUCUAAUUGCUUGCACGAGUAUAUAAUUGGCAGUACCUAGGUAGGUAUAAGAAGUGUCUAGCAAAUAUCAACCGUGGGCAGAAAAAUAGAAAGAGUCUAGGACUAACUACUUCUGCGGCUCUUCUCCUAGCCUUAUAUCUGAAGAUUAUAUUUACGUACCCCCCUUAAUCGUAGAAUGCGGCUGACUUUCGGGUCUGGUGGUUAUUGGAACUUCGCAAUUAUUCCUGUCUAUAUCAUAACAGGCACCACAUUCGUCAGGACAUACAUUAUAUGUGAUACGGUCAAGAAGCCGUUGCUCUCGCCCGGUAUCCACGAGGUCUCCCGUAUCCAUGGAUACAUAAAUUGCGCCAUUACCCGCGGAAGCUAGUUACCGGUAUCUCAUCCUUCUUCAGCGGUCACGACGUGCAACAUUAUGGACGAGACAACCAAACUUUGGUAUAUGCAGGCUUCGCCACUGUAUGAGACGGAGAGGCCUUACCACAUCUUUGAGCCUCUUCCUCCCGAAUGCAAACCGGGCAAUCUGUCUUUCGAGCUCGGUCCACCACAAAGUAUCAAGGACGUACGCGGUCAUGAGCGCGAAUAUACUCUCCAAAUACAUGGAUUUGCUUUCAAAAGUAGAAUCCUCCCCAAUGUGAACUGGAACGACGAGACGGACAUAAGUACCAAGUACAUCGAGGAUUUGCGCCGGGCACUUUCGGAGGUUCCUGGUUUGGGAAGCGAUAUAGAAACAUGCAAAAUCUUGGACUGGAGGAUAAGGAAAUCGGGCUCUGAAAAUGUGCUGGAAAAUCCAGGCGCCGAUAGGAUGGUGAAAAUAUCACCUGCCUACAUUGUGCACAUAGACCAAAGCCCUGCGGGUGUCCUUCAUAGAAUUCGAAAACAGUUUGGCGCCGAGAUUGAGGCUCUGAUUCAUGGUCACAGAGUUCAAGUUAUCAACAUAUGGAGACCACUUGUUGCCGUCGUUGAGGACUUGCCGCUCGCCCUCUGCGACGCGCGUACGGUGAGCCAAGAGGAUUUAGUUGAGACUGAGUUCAUCAAUACAGAUGAUAUCCGAAGGAGCUAUAUGGUCAAGUAUAGCGACUCAUUCCAGUUUCACUACUUGAGUCGAAUGACCAAGGACGAAAUCUGCAUUUUCAAGGUCUUCGACUCGGCUGAUGUUGAGACUAAAUGGGUACCUCACGCUGCAUUUAACCAUGCUGUUCCGUCCCCUGAUUAUGCACCACGCGAAAGUAUUGAGGUUAGAUUCUUGGUAUUCUCCCCAGAGCCUUGAAUUGGUAGACCGGUGGGGUUUGGGAAUCUAGGAAAGGCCGCAUCCUAGAUGGAUCGGGUGUGAAGUGUAUCCGGUGGACCUGCAGUGUAACAUUGAUAAGCCAAUCGCAUUCUGAUGUCCCCAGUACAUCUUGAGCCAAUUGACACAGUGACUUUCUUGUGAUGGCUCAGCAGAGCCGCAAGCAUGAUGUACCUACCUUGGUAGUUCAAAUCAUAUGAUGGUGGCAGUCAUAUGUAAC